GGUCAAGUCAUCAAGUCCCGAAAUGAAGCUGAUACUCUGCCUUGGAACUUUACUGCUAUGUUUGAGUGUUGUGUUCUCGGAUGGCGAUGAAACAGGUGCCUCCGGAGGAGCGGGAGAUGAUGCUAGCAGCGGGGAUGCCGAUGGUUCUGAUGCAAGUGGAGCUGCGGAUACUGAGGCAGAUGGAGCUGAGGACCCGGCUGGGGAAGGUGAGGGAGAUGCUGGAGCUGCUGAGGGUGGAGCUGACAACGAGACAGAUACUGGAGCUGGCGGUGAUGAAGCCGGUGGAUCAGAUGCGAUGAAGGUCAUCACGAGUGGAUACUUGCUUCUUAUCCCUCUAGCUGGACGAUACUUCGUAUAGAAACACGGACUAUACGGACAGCUGAUCAUGCUUUUUUAGACUCUCUCUCUCUCUCUCUCAAACUACAGAAAAUAUAUAUUUGUUUGUAAUCGUUUUGAUAAGAAAAAAUUAGUUGAAUCUAAGCUACAAGUGCCAAGCAGUCAUAAUUUUUGCUGCCGAAGGGCUGGAAUGUGCACAUAUUCUAACAUUUCGUAAGCAAUGCUAUGUUGUCGACACAGUCUUUCAAAAUUAGGGCUGGCUAUUGUGUGUGUGUGUGUCUUAAUGGGUAUUCCUUGAA
Molecule: messenger RNA, 635 nt
Organism: Bolinopsis microptera
Lineage: Eukaryota; Metazoa; Ctenophora; Tentaculata; Lobata; Bolinopsidae
Exons: 3
Coding region: 23-358 (111 amino acids)
Source: RefSeq, a predicted model, not a curated record